UGCAGUGCUCAGGUAUGGACUCUCCAGGAAGUAUGGAUUCCAGAUUUGGGCAGCAGGGGCGCUCAGGUCUCCUUAAGGGUCCAAACACUCUGGAAGGAUGCUCUCUAAGAACAUCCUGGUGUGCUACCAAACAGGAGAACAGAGACCAAGGAGAUGCACUCAGGGAGCAGCUAAAAGAGAUGGAUGAACACAAUGGCAGGCUUCAGAACAUGCUGAGGACUGAACGGGCCAAAAGCUCCUGUCUGCAGCUGCAGUGUCUCCAGCAAGAGGCAGAACUGAGGCGUCAGGAGCUUCACUGCAACAAGCUGAAGGAGAAACUCUCACAGCUGACUGACGGGCAGAAAGGCAAAGGACCAUCCAUAGAGGUGCUGAACGUCCCACCUGGAAGCAGAGGCAAAAGAGAGCAUCUGAGCAAACCGUUCAGGCCAAACGCAAGACAAGAGGAGGCGACGCUGCAUCUGAUGCUGGAGCGCAGGGAGGCAGAGCUGAGAGAGGCCAUGAAGCUGCGCCACAGCCUCACCACCCUCCUGCACGCGCUCAGACUCGACAUGGAGCGGUCUGUGACGGAGCUGAUGGAUGUGGAACAAGAAGGAGAGGGAAGUCUGGUUGAAACUGAGACGUCUCUCGGUGAAGACGUGACCGGAGGAGUCAUUCAGAGCUGGAGGAAGGUCCUGAAGAAACUGCGAGACAUCCUUUCUGAAGGUCGAACUGCUGCUAGCACCGACCACGACAAACUCAUGGCUCAGCUAGAAACUGAGCUGAAAGAAAGUCAGCAGCUUGUCAGAUUACAGCAGCAGCUCCUGCAGGACAGCCUUGUCUCGCCUCUUCCCCUCGAGCUCUCAGACUCCUAUUAUUUGGAAGAAUGGGAACGUCUUCAGAUGUCCUUGGCAGAGCUGAAUCGUCAGAGGAGGACUUUUGAAAGGGAGCGGCAGGCUUUCACUGACGCCGCCAUUCGACUGAGCCGUGAGCGCCACGAUUUGGAGCAACAAAGAGCCUGUUAUGUGAAGCAGCAAUAUUUGUGUGCGUCGUCUCCGUUUGGCCAAGGAGCACAGACCAGCAACGGGGGAGAGAGCUCUGCUUUCGGUUUCUCCAGUGGGAGGCCCACGGACGUGUCUGGCUGUCAUCCCAUCACUCCAUCAUCCACUGAGUCUGGAAAUGAAGGAGGAGCUCGGGUUCAAACCCCCGACACCCCUGAGCUGUACGCUGCCCUCAAUCUGUCUUACAAUCACAGGUCCAGACAUGCUGAGCACCAGUCGGAGAUGUGGGAUGGAGUAGCCGACAAGCGACUGCACACACCUUGGCCUUCCUAUUUAGACUGGUCAUUUUAAUAUAAAUUUGAUGAGAUAUUGACUUUUUUUUUUUUUUUGA
This is a messenger RNA of Nematolebias whitei (Rio pearlfish), 1368 nucleotides long. Its product is annotated as afadin- and alpha-actinin-binding protein. The record is from RefSeq and is a predicted model, not a curated record. NCBI's taxonomy places the organism in Eukaryota, Metazoa, Chordata, Actinopteri, Cyprinodontiformes, Rivulidae. The coding region runs from base 15 to 1328 and encodes 437 amino acids. The transcript is spliced from 13 exons.